AAUACUAACAACAGAAGAGAUUUAAUAAUUUUUUUGUUUUUCGUUUACGUGGAAUUGUAAACUUUCUGUACAGUUUUUCUCUAAAAUUAAUAAAAUAUUCUAAAUUUUUAAAUAGAAAACACCACAAUAAUACACUUUACAAAAUGAUUGAAGUAACAGAUUUACAAAAAAUUGGUAUUGGUUUAUCGGGCAUGGGUAUAGGUUUUCUAUUCCUGGGUGUACUAUUUCUAUUCGACAAAGGUUUACUGGCCAUAGGAAAUAUUCUUUUCUUAUCUGGCUUGGGUUGUGUUAUCGGUUUGGAACGCACAUUUCGUUUCUUUUUCCAACGUCAUAAAAUCAAAGGUUCUAUAGCAUUUUUCGGUGGCAUUUUUGUGGUUCUAUGCGGUUUUCCCAUCAUAGGCAUGGUUAUAGAAUCAUAUGGUUUCUUUGCCUUGUUUAGUGGUUUCUUCCCAGUGGCCAUAAGUUUCCUAAGUCGUGUACCCAUUUUGGGUUCAAUCUUCAAUACACCAUUUAUGCAAAAGCUUGUUGAAAAACUUGGUGGUGAUGCUAAUCGAACGAGGGAUUCCACUAUGACAUGAAAAGACCCGACCUAACGAUGAUGAAUGAACACAUAAUUUGAAAACACACAUUUGUAUUUGCGCACCCGACUGUAGUAAAGGCGAUGGUGUAUGAUGUACAAACUCUAAUUGUAAAGAAUCUUAAGAAAAAAACAAAUAAAAUAAAUAUAAUUCUUU
This is a messenger RNA of Lucilia cuprina (Australian sheep blowfly), 734 nucleotides long. RefSeq names its product vesicle transport protein GOT1B. The record is from RefSeq and is a predicted model, not a curated record. NCBI's taxonomy places the organism in Eukaryota, Metazoa, Arthropoda, Insecta, Diptera, Calliphoridae. The coding region runs from base 144 to 578 and encodes 144 amino acids. The transcript has 5 exons. Gene Ontology annotation, cellular component: endoplasmic reticulum; membrane. Gene Ontology annotation, biological process: endoplasmic reticulum to Golgi vesicle-mediated transport; retrograde transport, endosome to Golgi.